CCCAGGAUUUCGGGUCGGUCGAUCGUUCAAUCGUGCAACCGGCGGCGCGGCGUUUUCCCCUCCGUGCGAGUAGUGCAGCCAGCACCGUGUGUUGUUGCACGCUCCUUUCCGUUCCCAGUGGCGCGCCGCGGCUGCUUGUUUCUACGGUGAUACAUCGGGGGAAGCAGCUGGCCGGCUCGCCGUGUAGCACGACGCUCGCACAGCACCCAUGGUGAACGUCGCGGGCUUCUUCGUCUCUCGUCUUCUUCCUCGCGACCCCGCAUCUUCGUGGUGAGAACGUCGCGUCCCACGACCAUGACUCGACCACGUUUGAGCACCGCUGGUCGCGGCGACGCCAGCGCUACGACGACGACGACCACAACAGCGGAAGCCGCAUCGGACGCCGUAAACACAACGUUCUACCGCCGCCGCCGCCACUACCCCGUGCACGUCCGCGAUCAGCCGCAGUCCUUCGCUCGUGCACGCUUCGAAGUGACUCCGAAGCCGACGUUACGGACUACAUGUCGUCGUCUUCGCCACUCGUCGUACCUCUGAGUGUUGUUUUGUGCGUGUGCCCGCCUACUUCGAAAAGACAGCGUUUCCUCUUUCCUUCCUCGGCAUCUCGUGUCGGGGAGUCGCAAGCGCGGCUCGCUCGUUUGCCGGCGGGCUUGCGCCGUGUUCGCGUAGUCUUCGGACAAAAUACUAUGGCCGCUGUGCUCAAACGACAACGUUCGAGGCGCCGUUUGGCCGCUCUGACCUUCCUCUCCAACAUAUCGCUCGACGGCACGCACCGAGAUACCAAGCUGGGCAUCUUCAACCGCGCCGGCGGCGGCACGCAGUCUUGCGACCUCGUCGUAGACGUUGACCGAGGUACGACCGGUAGCGUCGCGUCGUCCUCCGACGCGUACGACCCGGCGAAGGCCUCCGAGGCACGCGAAGAAGACGACGAACUUUGCAGCUCGCCCCCGUUGGCCAAGUACGGCACCGCCGACGCGACCACGGGCAAGGCGAGCAGCGAGGAAAAACUGGCCUACUGCGGCGGUGGCUGCAGUCCGCAAGAGCGCGAUAGGGUGCACAGCUUUGCCUCCGAGACGCGCAUCCGCCUGCCGUCGGUGAGCGGCAGUGGCGCGCCGAGCGCCAAGCGGAGGCCUCAGCCCCCUAGCGGCGGCCGCCAGCAGCAGUACGCUGCAUCCCGAAACCAGUCUUCUUCCGGUUCCUCGCACCAGGUUCGGGGCAGCCUCGAGAGCCUCGGUGGCGUGGCGGCGCCGUCCACUCGCAGCCGCCAGACGUCGGGCAGCUUCUCGGACAGCUCGCACUCGUCCUUCGAGCAGAAGGUCAUCGCCAAGAGUAACAGCCGGGACCAACCCGUGCGGGAUGAGAGGGUGUACAUGGUCAGCGCCAAGCGAGCCCCCGUGGUCGUCUUCUCGGCGCUGUCCUACAACCGACGGAGCCUGCGCAGCAGCGCCAAGCCCGAGACAAAGGCAGACUCCUCGCGCCGACGUCACACGUCCGGGAACCGCCCGCUGCUGCCCCUCAACGAUGGCAGUGACGCGAUGGACAUGCUGUCGCUGCUUGGCAUUCAUCGACCGGAAGAAGGACAGUAUUUGUCCUUUGGUCCUUACCUGGUGUCCUCGCGCCAGAACCACAUGUCGACCGUUCAGUUCCGUUGGUCGAAAUCUCACGACCCCGACGUCAGCCAUCACGCCCACUGUCAGUAUGUCACUCGCUGCAUUUCUCACGACACGGGAACAUCAGCCACCACGCCUCCCAGUGCCAGCAGCUUGGAUAAAAGUUUCGAGUGGAACAGUAAGGAUGACGGGAGCCUUCUUCCGUGUUGCGGGUCAUCUGUGCCGUACAGCCCAGACCUCCUCGACAACCCGGAGCUGAUUGCGGGAAAGCACAGUACCAUGCUCAGCUUCCCUUCAUAUAUUACUUCCAUUAUCGACUACGUGAAGCCAUCGGACCUGAAGAAAGAGCUGAACGACAAGUUUCGCAGCAAGUUUCCGCACAUCCAGCUCACCCUGAGCAAACUGAGAAGUCUGAAGCGUGAAAUGUGCAAAAUUGCCUGCGGAGAGUGUGGUAUCGACUUGUUAACAGUGGCCCAAGCUUAUGUGUUCUUUGAGAAACUCAUCCUUAAGCUGCUGAUUCACAAGCACAACCGCAAGUUGUGUGCAGGAGCAUGUCUUAUGCUGUCGGCCAAACUUAAUGACAUCAAAGGCAACGAAAUGCGCACCCUCAUAGAGAAACUCGAGUGUGGCUUCCGACUGAACCGAAAAGAACUGCUCGACUUCGAGUUCGGUGUUCUGGUGGCCCUGGAGUUUUCGCUGCACCUCCCCACGUGGCAGAUAUACCCGCACUACCAGCGCCUUCUGUACGAGUCCUGAGACAAACUUACGACGGGGCGCG
Messenger RNA from Rhipicephalus sanguineus (brown dog tick), 2385 nucleotides. Its product is annotated as CDK5 and ABL1 enzyme substrate 2. Gene Ontology annotation, biological process: regulation of cell cycle. Bases 501 to 2363 code for a protein of 620 amino acids. The transcript has 13 exons. The record is from RefSeq and is a predicted model, not a curated record. NCBI's taxonomy places the organism in Eukaryota, Metazoa, Arthropoda, Arachnida, Ixodida, Ixodidae.